UAUACCCUCUCUCUUCCUCCCUCUCUCUCUCCCUCCCUCUCUCUCUCUCUCUCUCUCCUUCCCUCUCUUUCUCACUCUCCGCUCCACCUCCAUCACCGUGGUGAUUGGUGAGGUGUGUCUGAUGAGUGACUGGCUUGGAAAGAGAGAUACAAGAGGAGGACAGAAGAGAACAGAGAUGGAAGGAGAGACGGGGAGAAAGUUUGGCGGAACGAAAUAAAGCUAUUUGAAAAAGGAGAGGAAGCAUAACUGCCGCCAUUUGACCCGAGCCAUUUUAUCCAUUACCUUUCAUAUUAGACAUCACAGCACAGAUGAUAUGACCACCUAGUUAGGUAUUUGGGGGAACAUGCCAAGAGCAAGGAUGAAACCAGAAUUACCUAUCGUAUCGUACGACACUGAAUGAGAGUCACUCCUCCAAAAACAAUUGAAAAAAUACAGUGCUUGCUCAUUAAGAGCGCCAUGGAUCCUUCUUUCUCCAUCUCCAACUCCUCGUUCCCUUCACUCUCGUCCACUGAGCUCUACUGCCCGCUGCUGCAGAAAAUGCGUUUGCACUCGGUCAACAGCACGGGGGACACGACGGCAGUGGUGUGCAUCCACGGCCUGGUCUCCUGCCUGGGCAUCAUAGAGAAUGCCCUGGUGCUGUGGGUGCUGGGCGUCCGGCUGCGGCGCAAGACGGUGGCGGCCGUCUGGAUGCUGAACCUGGCGCUGUCCGACUUCCUGGCCACGCUCACGCUGCCACUCUUCACGCACUACCUGCACGCCGGCCACAGCUGGGAGCUGGGCGCGCCGCUCUGCUCGGCCCAGGCGUCCGUCUUCUUCCUCAACAUGUACGUCUCGGCCUACCUGCUGGCGGCCAUCUCACUGGAUCGCUGCCUACUGGUGACCCGUCCCGUGUGGAGCCAGAACCACCGCUCGGUGGCGGCCGCCUGGAAGGUGUGCGCCGUGGGCUGGCUGUGGGCGGCCGUCAACGCCUUCCCCUACUUCAUGUUCCGCUCUGUCACGCCCCAUGUGGACGGCCGGCAGCUGUGCUACCACAACUUUGCGCUGUACUCCUCGAAGGCGGCGCUGAAGCAGGACUGCCGGGUGCGGCAGGCGGCCACGGCCAUCUCCAAGGCGCUGCUGGCCUUCGUGGUGCCACUCGUGAUCAUCGCCAGCAGCUACAUGUACUUCGGCCUCAGCCUGCAGGCGCGCAACCGCCGCCGGCUGCGGAAGAAGAGCUGCAUGGGGCUGGCGGACAGCGGCGGCUCCGCCGCCCUCGUCGCGCUCAAGCUGGGCUCCGGCGUGGCGGCCACCUCCGGGCGGCUCUCGCGCGGUUUCACCAAGAUGGUGGCGUCGGUCAUCGCUGCCUUCAUCCUGUGCUGGGCGCCCUACCACGCCUUGUGCCUGCUGGAGGUGGCGGCGCAGUACGAGCCCGAUCGCUUUGCGCAGCUGGUGGAGCGGGCUCUGCCCCUGGCCACCACCUGCGCCUUCCUCAACCCGGUGCUCAACCCCAUACUGUACGCCUUCAGCUGCCCUCACUUCUGCACGCGCAUCCGCCAGAGCCUGUCGGCGCUGCUGGAGGGCCUGGUGGAGGAGGGGGGGGCCGUGUCCAUGGCGGGGGGUCUGGUCAGGAGGAGGGCAACCAGGGCAGGAGAGAGCAGCUCCGGCUUGCCCAAUUCACCCACCUCACCCAACACCCCCGGCCUGUCCAGGCACACCCUCUCCCCUCAGAACUCAGUCAAUGGGUGCAUCUUCGAAAAGUGCCCUACAGAAGACAUCUGCACAGACAACCUUCGAAAGGUCCCUUUUCAGGAGACAGCGGACAUUAUAAUGUAGAUCAAAAAAGAAAAGAGAUAAGGUCUUAAAGACUUUUGUCAACUGUACAGUUAAAUAGUAUGGGAAUUGUAAGUAUUAAUGUGUCAGGACCGACAUAGCCUACUUUGUUGGCUCUAUUUGACCAUUUCAUGUUUUUAGAGUUUUUGGAACAGAAACAUAUUUGCAAUUUCAUCUUGUCCCUUUGUCCCUCCAUCCCAAUAUUUUCUAUGUAAUUACCUCUAUUUCUCUCACACCCUCUCUCUCACAUUCUCUCUCUCUCUCUCUGAUUGCAAGACAGUGGACAUGUUUCCAUUUAUCAUUUCAUUUCAUUUGCUUUCUCUUCACAGACUCACAUUCUGUCACAAUUCCACUCAUAGUCCCGGGAUUACCACUGAGGUUGUAAUUUUCCAGUGUAAAGAUCCAGGGUCAAAACCCCUAAUCCCUUGCAGACCCACAUGGGCCCAUAUUUUUUUUCUCUGAUGUUGUCUAGAUUAUCCACCCUGUCUCUCCUGCCCAAGUCCACACCCCCAACACACUCUCUCUCACACACACACACACACACAACUUUGUGCUGUACUCCUCGAAGGCAGCGCUGCAGCGUGACUGCCGGGUGCACACACACGAGCACACACACACACAAACACACACACACACACACACACACACACACAUAUAUCGCCUACAAGCACACCCACACCCGCACACACAAGCACAAACACAAAGACACAUGUGGUAUUUCAUAUGGUCUUCAAGGAAACACUCUUUGUUAAAUUCCUGCAAGUCAAAUGACACUUUCUUCUGAACAUCGUAAAGUGUGUUGUAAAGAUUUGUGAAAUAAUAUAACAAGCAACAAGCAUAGAGGUGAGAAGUGAGAGUUGAGGUGAACAUUUUGGGGGAAGCAUAGUGCUUUGGUGUACUGCAUGUAGCUAUCAUUUUAUAUAUUUGAGAAUAUUUCAAAAUAGAUAACAGACUCUGUCUUUCUCUUCUGAAGAAAAAGCAGAGGGAGGUGUUGAAUGUGUGUGUGUGUGUGUGUGUGUGUGUGUGU
Alosa sapidissima (American shad) is the source of this 2836-nucleotide messenger RNA. Its product is annotated as prostaglandin D2 receptor 2. The record is from RefSeq and is a predicted model, not a curated record. Gene Ontology annotation, cellular component: plasma membrane. Gene Ontology annotation, biological process: phospholipase C-activating G protein-coupled receptor signaling pathway; inflammatory response; positive regulation of cytosolic calcium ion concentration. The transcript is spliced from 3 exons. Bases 397 to 1812 code for a protein of 471 amino acids. Gene Ontology annotation, molecular function: G protein-coupled receptor activity; complement receptor activity. Lineage: Eukaryota; Metazoa; Chordata; Actinopteri; Clupeiformes; Clupeidae.